UCGCAGCGCUAGUCGGCCUGCACACUCGACACAGAGCACACGCGCUCACACGCGCACGCGAGUCUCCCGCCCGCUACGAUCGCGAUUAUCAAACCAAAAUAAACUAUAAGCUUUUGAGGACUUUUAUAAACAAAUAUGCCCGAAUAAAUAAAUCGAGAUGUCGUUCUGUAGAAUAACUGGCCGCAGUCGAGGGCUACCGAAGCCCAACUAUUUCCCGCUACUCGCCCCUAUUUCACCUGCUGACGCCAAGCGAUGCUGCAGGAUCACCGGAAAAUCCUAUGGGCUGCCUUCACACCACUACAUUCCAGUACUUCUAACCGCCCGCUCAUCGAAGGCAAAAUGUAAAAUAACAAACGUAUCCGGCGAACUGGGACCACAUCACUACUCCCCUGAGAUAAACUAUGGCAAUAGAAAACACGAGAUUCUUCCAGACUACAGAUAUAUUUUCCCUGUACUCGAUGGCUCUACGGAAGCACAGAAAAGCCUGUUGGAAAUGUUACUCGGCAAACAAGUUACAGAAGAUAAGCGUUACGUGUAUACAGUGCAAGAGAGAAGAUGCAGUUUGGUGUUUUCCGCUCAAAUGGAAGCGGCAGUGCGAGAUGGUGACGUCAGAGAUGUCAUGCUGGCUAAGGAUUCUGAUACUGUGUUGAUAAAAACAAAGCAUGGUCGCAGUGUCUCUAUGGACUUCAAGGAUUUCACUGAAGACGUUGAAAUGUUUGAAGGUGAAGGACCUAAUGCUGAGGUGCUAAAACAAAGAGAAAUUGAAGAAUUAGAAGAAAAGAAGAAGAAGAGAAAAAGAGCUGCUGGACUGUCUUCUAUGAAGAAAAUAUUUGAAAACAAAGAGAAAUUAGCAGAGGUAGAAGAACUUGAAGAAGAAAAGUUACGUGUCGAACGAAAAGCGAAAAAGGCUAAGUUUGAAGAAGUUAAACAUGAUGUCAAAACAUUUAGCUAUAAUAGCUUUGAUGUACACCACAUGCGGUCAAAGUCAAGUAUUAUUGCAUGCGCUAGUGAAUGGAGAGAACAAAUGCACCCAAUUAUCGAAACGUGGGAUUGGGAAACAUUUGAGAAAGAUGUAACUAACGAGCGCAUCGUACCUAAAGCAACUAAAUUACCGACUCCGGUAAAAAUAACUCCACACCACUGUGAUGCGGAAAUUUAUGAAGUUGACCGAAAUGUCGGUGAAGUGUCCAUACCAUUAGAAGUAGUGCCUUGUGUCAACCCUUUAAAACCAAUAAAGACACGUCCCACGGAAACAGUUUUGAGUGCCGUUAAGGAAAUACCAAAAGAACGUUUGACCGAUACCGCAGAUAUUAUAGAAAAGUUAGUGGAAAGUGAUAAAGUUGAUCUUCUUCCAACAAUGGAACAUCUUUCUGAAGUUGUGAAAAAUAUUAAAAAAGGAAAGAGAGAAAAAGUGGCUAAAAUAUCCGGUCUUACAUUAGAUAUAAAUAAAGCGAAGACAUUUAUUCCUGGACAAGUGGUUAAUACACCACAAGGUCCUGUUUUCGUGCCCGGUCAAACAGUUGACACUCCUAUCGGCCCCGUAUUUGUUCCUGGUUUAAGUGUAAAUACUCCAGCUGGUCCUGGAUUGAUUCCUGGUCACAUUGUUACCAAUGAAAACACAAAUGAACCUUUCUUCCUUGCGGGUCAAGUACUGCAAACAUCAAAUGGGGAAGAAUUUGUUUGUGGGCAAACAAUAAAAAAUAAAGACGAUACUUAUCGCUUUGCUGAAGGCCAAACUGUACUUUCUGAAGAAGGCCUCAAGUUCGUGCCUGGUAAAAUAAUAAAUACUGGUCCCGAGGAUGUGUUUGUACCUGGACAAACUUUGAUGACACCCGAAGGAGUACAAUUUAUUCCAGGACAAACAAUAAUGGAAAAUGAUGGCAUAACAUUCACUCCUGGACAAAAUGCAAAGAUUAACAAUGAGUGGCAGUUUGUACCUGGACAAGUGUUGCAUCAAGAUGACGAAUUGCACUUCGUACCAGGAGCCACGAUAGCUACACCCAAUGGUCUCAAAUUUGUUCCCGGUCAGACAGUUUCUAUUGAUGGCGAAACUCUUUUUAUACCUGGCAUUACGAAAACAAGAAGCAACAAUGAGCUGGAGUUUGUUCCUGGAACUACUGUUGAAACUAUCGAUGGGCCGAAGUUUAUUGAAGGACAAUUAGUACACACUGACUGUGGUGAAAAAUUCAUGCCAGGAAAAACAAUCGUACAAGCAGACGGACAUGUUGAAUUUUCUGUUGCAAAGUCCAUUGAAGAUAUCACAUUCUGUGAAGGUGCACCCGUAGGGUUGCCUAUUGAUAUAAAAACAUGUUCCCUUUCUGAAGAAUCAUUGUAUGUAUUUGGACACAUGGUGCAAACAGCGAAAGGAAUUGAAUUUUAUCCCGGACCAAGGAUGCCAAAACUAGAAGGCAAGGUCGUCCCAGGGCGACUUGUAAAGAAUGAAGCAAAUGAAUCUCGAUUUGUUCCUGGAAUGAUGGUUGAAGGCAUAUUCGUUCCUGGUCAAAUAGUGUUUACGGAAAAUGGAGAACAAUUUGUUCCCGGUCAAGUGGUUGAUACAGCUGAUGGACCCAAAUUUGUUCCUGGACAAGUUGUAAAUACCAAAUCUGGACCUAAAUUUGUUCCUGGUCAGACCAUACAUACAAUCGAUGGUCCACGUUUCGUACCAGGCCAAAUUAUUGAAACUAAAGCAGGUCCAACAUUCAUCCCAGGUCAAGUCAUUUCCACAGAAGAUGAAGGUUCUAGGUUCGUGCCCGGUCAAGUAGUUGAUACCGAGGAAGGUCCAAGAUUUGUCCCCGGUAGAGUCAUAGAGACUGAUGAUAAUGGCGUAACGUUUAUUCCUGGACAAAUUGUUCAGACUCCGGAAGGAUUAAAGUUCGUUGCUCCCGAUCUUACUGAGGGUGAUGAAGGACUUGAGUUUUCUGUUCAGAGUUUUGUUGUUACUCCUGAAGAAUUAAAGUUACUCAAAGUCAAAACAAACCCGAACGAUACAACUUCAACAAAAGGAGAAUUGACUAUAGAUACGAACAUGCUACGACAACUUUCUGAAGCUGGAAUGUCAAUUGGUAGACAAGUACCCGCUGAGUUACCUGCUAUCAACGUUGUACUAAAUCACACAAGAAAUGCUGAAGCAUUGAAGGCUUUUGUAACAGAUUUUGGUUUAAAAGAUGAAGUGGCAAAUCAAUUGAUGGAUGUGAUUACUUCGAUAAUUGAAAUGAGUGCCCAUUUGAAAUCCGAAAUCCACGAAAACCACAAAGAAAAUGGAUUACCAAAUGAUAUGAAAAAGAAAAAUGGCAAGAAACGAAUGGAUAUACAAGACCAUGUUGGGUUUUCCGGCGGCAAUGGACAAUCAGCUCAUCAAGAACAUGUUAAAAACUCUAUCGCUGCUGCUGUGCUAGCUGCUUUGGUUACUGCAGAACAAUUCGAGGAAGUUAAUAACAACAAUAGUAAAGAAAAGUAUCAAAUGAUUCUAAAAUCCAUUGACACUAUUUUAGGAAAAACUAUUGAUGAAGACCUUGUAUCUGCUAUGUUUAAUAUUCUGCAAAAGGAAGAAGAUAAAGAAUUGCUUCGUGAAGAAAUCCUUGAGAACUCCUCCCAGCCUAAGGUUGAAUUGAUCAAAAUUGCCGUCAACAAUACAUUGCAUAAACAUUCCUUCACUGAAGAUGACAUAAUUGAAAAAUUCGGAGAAUAUCUGAGCAGUGAAAAUGAAGUACUGGGGCCAGCCUUCAAAAAUAUUUCAAAAAUCGACUCUAGCCUCCUUCAUCACGUUCUUGGUCGUAUUUCAGAAUCUAUUUCGUUCGUGAAAUCUGACCGCGAAGUCACAGAAACAUUACAAAAGGCGAUAGUCUGUGCGGUACAAGAGGCAAGUACCAAGGAGUUGGAAGUAUUAUUCCAAGACAAAGAUAAAGAAAAUCUUAAAGAAUUAAUUACUCAGUCUGUCGGACUUGCGAGAAUUCUCGGCCUAAGAGAUGUGGCCGCUAAUUUAAUAUCAGUGAUAAAUGAUGAAGACAGCAUGUCUAAAAUAGCAUCUGACCCUACAAGCCUGAACAUUCUGAAGAGACUGACCGUCAUGCGAAAACUAGCUGAUAACACACCGAGCUUGCAUUCCGCGCUACACAAACUGGAAACAGACCCAUCACUGGCUCGCACAGAUCCUAAACUAAGGGAUUUAGUAAGAGAAAGUGCUGCGUUGAUGAUUGUUCCAGAGGAAACUCCAUUGAUGACUUCUGAAGACGUUCCAUUGAAUUUACUAGACCCAGAAAACAGCCUGGCAAUGGAAGACUUUUUAUUCCAAAGAAGAAAACAGAAAGGAGCUUUAUUGAUUAUGAAGAAGGGUUUGCAAGCGGUGGUUCCUCGUGAAGCUAGUCGCUCCGUACUGACCGGUGAAGUGGCGUAUACAGUCCUCGAUGAAAAUGGAAUUCGACAUUUUGAACCACUACACGUUUUCUCAGCUUUAAACCUCAGUCAGCCAACAGCACAUCGUUUCUCGAUGUACAGCUGUCCUGUAGUAGAUGAUGAUGAUGAAGACCUGCAGUCGUUCACCGGGUACUGCAACAUAAGCAACAAUCAGAAGAUCACUAGACUGGGCGGCUGGUCGCGCAGAUACAGCGGCGUCUUGUUAGACAGAGAGAACACUAGGAGUCGAAUGAGUAGCUUGGAAACGACGCCAAGUUAUAAACGAUACCCCUCUCGUUCCAUGUCCAGUUCUAGAUCUAGGUCUAGUUGUAGUAGGAGCCCGCCUAAGGUAGAAGACGUUGUGGUUGCAUCAGCUGACUACUCAGCUGUUGCAGACGACGAAGUGUCUCUGAAGGCCGGCGACAUCGUAGAGGUUCUCGACACCAAGUCAGCCCUCGGAUCAAAGAAUUCCCGGCUCGACCCUGAGCUGGACAUCAAGGCCGAACUAUUGGACGCCUCCGCUGCCAAGCACAAGCUGGCUGUACGACCCAAGAAGAACCACCCCAGGAAAAAGACUGUCACCUCCAAGACUUAUGACGAAGGAAGAUGGCUAGUCCGCGUGAUAGAGGACGUGCAGGAGGGCGAGCUGCGCACGCGGCAAGGGUACGUGCCCGCCGACGUGCUCAAGGAGAAGCAGACUGCUGAGAGGGACCAAACUGCUCUGGCCGCGAGAAGACAGGCCGUAGUACGAGAGUUAGUAGAGACGGAGGAAGAGUUCGGACGCGACAUGCAGCAGGUGGUGACGAGGUACAUGAAGCCCAUCGACAAGGCCACUACGCCCAAAGCAGUCUUCGACAACCGGGAGCUGCUGUUCUCCAACUUCAGACAAAUCUGCGAGUUUCAUAAUACUGUAUUACUAGAGGGGAUAAAAUACUACGCCAGCGAACCGAAAAUGCUCGGACGAGCACUUCUACGAAUGGAGCGAGAAUUCGACAAGCACGUCGGCUACUGCCGCGACGAGCCACGAGCACAGCAUCUGCUGGCCACCGAUCCCGUGGUCAAUAAGUACUUCCAGGAUUUAGCAGAUAGCCUACGUGACGACAAAGGUAUCUCCGAACAUCUGAAGCUUCCAAUCCAAAGAAUCAACGACUACCAACUACUGCUGAAGGAAUUAGUAAAAUACUCAAAAAGGCUAGGUGAAGAUUGCUCCGACCUCCAGAAGGCAUUAGAACUCUUCCUCAGUGUCCCGAACCGAGCCACUGACAACAAGUUCAUCGCGAGCAUCGAAGGGUUCCGUGGUAACAUCUACAAGCUCGGUCGACUGCUCACCCACGACUGGUUCACUGUCUCUGAUACUGAGGGAAAGUCCAGGGAGAGAUACGUGUUCCUCUUCAAGGCCCGUGUCCUCAUCUGUAAGGUCAAGAAAGUCGGAGACGAUCGCUCAGUCUUCGUGCUUAAGGAUAUUGUCAAGCUACCGGAGGCUGAAAUCAAGGAAAAUCCGGCUGAGCCCCUAAAGUUCACACUCUGCCAGAAAGACCCGCCGCUAACUGUCACACUAGCUGCUCACAAGGAGCAAGUCAAAACCAAUUGGCUCGCUGAAAUCAGAAAACACGCUAGUGACCUCGUCGCCUUAGCCGAGCACGCAGCAGACGACCUCCAGGUACUACCACCUGAAGGCGUUCCAGCAGAACCUGAGGAAAAGAAGAAGAAGAGAGAUCACGCUGAAGUUGCACAAGCAGAAGCAGUAGAUACCAAAGAAAAACGCUCACGCGUUGAAGAAACUACUCAAGUAGCAACUACAGAAGAGGCUCAACAAAUUAAAACAAAGAGGAAAGCAUCAAUAGAAAGUGAGGUCGCGACCAAAAUCUCUAAGUCUGAAGUUACCGAGGUAUCUUCAGUCAGCGAGACACAACAAUCCGUCAAAGUCAGCUCAGUCAGUGAAAGCUCUAAAGUCACUGAGAAAACCGCGUCUGUUUCACAAUCGGAGCAAACUAGUCAAAUUACUGUAGUCGCUGCUGCAUCAGAAGUAAAGGUUGCGCAAGCGACAUCCGUGCAGUCGACACAACAGACGUCUGUACAGAGUUCUACUGUUCAACAAUCGUCUCAGGAGAGCUCAGUACAAGCAAGCUCUCAGAAGACAUCAGUCACUGAACAGUCUACUGCACAAUCAAUUGAAAGUAGUACACAAGUUGCUCAAAUAUCGUCAUCUCAAGCAACCAGUGUUGAAUCAAAAACACAAGAAGCUACAUCUAUACAACAAACUUCGUCUGUUGAACAAUCUAGUAAGCAAGCAACAGCUACUGAAUACAAGACACAAGCAUCGGUGAAGGAGACAACAGUUGAGGCAACUGUUGUAGCGUCCCAACAAUCUACUAAUGUACAAGAAGUAACCACACAACAAUCGGUAGUAGAAGAAACUAAGGAAAGUACAGUAGAACAGGUCAGUUCCACUGGCGCCGAGUCUACGGAGCAAGCAUCUGGUAACGGUCAAACUGUAACCACAGAGGAAGUUGGGGACGACGAGAUGUCUAGGUAUAGCCGCAGUACGCGGCUCUCUGGAGAGUACUCCAGUAGCAGCCGAAAAUUAUCAAGUGGAGGUCGCUACGAGUCAUCGUCUACAUACGAUGGCAGUGGAUUGACUUCAUCUUACUCCCGACGUGAAAGCGGCUCACGUCUGGAAUCCUCCAAAUACGAGUCAGGAGGUGCCAUCGAGGGAACUGCAAGUUCCCGCUACGAAUCAAAGUACUCCUCGAAAACUGAAGGAGGAUCUAAGUAUGGAAUUGAGUCCAGCUACGAAAGCAAAACGGAAUCUGGUUCCAAGUACGGAAUCGAAUACGACGGUGCUAGCAAGAUCGACAGCAUCGCAUCCAAGUACGGCAUCGAAUCCAACGUAGAGAGCAAAUCUGAACGAUCUGCCUAUGCCAUCGAAGGUGAUAGUGCUAGCAAAAUUGACAGCAUUGCCUCAAAAUACGCAUCAAAGAGAAACAGCAUCAAAUCUAGCGUUGAAGGUGGCAAGGUCGAGUCAAGUCUGGAAGCCAAAUAUGAAAGCAAGGUAGAAAGCUCUGCUUAUGGCAUUGAGUCCGACACCACAAGCAAAAUUGACAGCAUCGCGUCCAAGUACGCUUCAAAGAGAAAUAGUAUCAAAGCUAGCAUUGAAGGAGACAAGGUCGAGUCUAUUUCUUCUACGACUGAGAGUAGCUACGAGACUGUAAAGAACGGAGACUCAUCUUACGAGAGCAAGUACUCAAAGAAGUCUAUCGCCAACGGCUCAGUGAGCACUGGCUAUGAAACAGCGAGGUCCAUCUCUAAAUCUGAAUCUCAAGACGGGAAGCCAGUAUUCUCGAAAACUUUAGAAGGCCAGAACAUUGAGCCUGGUGAAAACGCAAUCUUCGAAUGUCUUCUGCGUGAGUCCAAGGACGUGAAGGUGACGUGGCUGAAGGACAACAAGCCCCUGACGGACCGACUCAUGGACCGCUGCUCCAUCUCCCUGGAGGACGACGGGGGAUUCAAACUGGAACUGAAGCAUUGCAGGGAGUCUGACGCGGGAGUAUACACCGCCAUCGCAGAGAAUGUCAAGGGAAAUGCCCAUUGUACCGCACAGUUAGUCGUGCAGGAGUUGACGGCAGAGGAACGUAGAGAGAGGAAUGCUCUGAAGGCGCCUUACUUCCUCGUGGCGUUGAAGGACACGGAGAUCAUGGAGAACACCUAUCUACGCUUCAUGGUGAAGGUCAAGGGCGACCCUAACCCUGAGGUUAAGUUCUACCGCGACGACAAGGAGAUCCUGACAACGUCGGAGUCCGACCGAGUGUCCAUCAUCCGCACGCGCGCCGAGCGAGGAUGUUACGAGCUGGUGAUAGCGGACGUGCUGCCCUCUGACGCCGGCCGCUACUCCUGCAGGGCCAUGAACAUCUACGGAGAGGUCACCUCGGAGGCUACUGUCUCUGUAGUCGACGACAAGAACAUUUUCGGCGAACUCCCACCUGGCGGCGAAGGUCUGCUGGCCAAAGGAGAGAAGCCAUCGUUUACAUGGAAGAGAGAUGGACAGGCUUUCGACCCUGAAGAGAGGUUUAAGGUGUUGUUAGGUGACGACGAGGACUCCCUGGCGCUGGUGUUCCAGCACGUGAAGCCGGAGGACGCCGGCAUAUACACCUGCGUCGCCAAGACUAGCACUGGGAACAUCUCCUGCUCCGCUGAACUCACUGUGCAAGGCGCGGUCCACGAGCUGCACCGGGAGCCGGAGCGGCCGGCGCUGGUCAUAGAGCACCGCGAGGCCAUCGUGUCCGCCGGCGCAUCCGCCAUGUUGGAGCUCGUCUGCAAGGGGUACCCCAAGCCUAACAUCGUCUUCAAGCAUAAAGGAAAGGACGUUGAGGCCGAUACUAGGCACAAGUUCCUGUACGAGGACGAGGAGUCCAUGUCCCUGGUGAUAAAGAACGUGACGCAGGCAGACGCGGGCGAGUACCAGGUCACCGCCUCCAACGAGCUGGGAGAGGAUACCACCACCAUGCAUCUAGUCGUCAAGGCAGCGCCUAAGAUCAAGAAGAAGAUCGAGAACCAGACUUGUAUGGUGAGCUCCACCCACACAGUAACAAUCGAGAUAGAAGGUGCACCGGCUCCAGACGUCACCUUCUACAAGGACGGAGUCGAGAUCAAGAGCUCGGAGCGGAUCACCAUCGUGAAGGAGUCCGACGAGGUCUACAAGAUCACCAUCAAGGACGCCAAGCUUACUGACACCGGAUCCUACUCCGUGGUCGCCAAGAACGAAGUGAACCAGUGCUCGGACUUCUGGCAGUGGCACGUGACGUCACCGCCCAAGGUUAUCAAGAAGAUGGGAGAGACCAAGGUCUGCGAGGAGAAGGAGACUGUCACCUUCAAGGUCGAGACUGAGUCUGAACCCGCACCCACUGUGUCUUGGUAUAAGAACAAAGUAGAGCUAUCAGAGUCAUCGACAGUGAAGAUCUCGUCAGCCGGGGAGGCGCACUCCCUCGUCAUCACAUCGGCCGCUAAAGCUGACGCCGGCGAGUACUCCUGCGAGAUCCGCAACAUCCACGGCAGUACGUCGGACUCGUGCGCGCUGAAGGUCCGGUCGGGCCCGCAGUUCACGCAGAAACUGCGCGACUCGGCCGCCAGCGAGGGCGACCGCGACGUCGAGUUCACCGUCGCCGUCGAGGCAUACCCUGAACCCACCGUCAAAUGGUACCUGGGCGACGUGGAGAUAACAGAGAAGAAGUCAGUAUUCACCCGCGUGGACAGCGGGAACACUCACAAGUUGAUCCUGAAGGAAGUGUCGGCGGAGUACUCCGGGAACUACUCCUGCAAGGUCUCCAACGUGCUCGGGGAGGACUCGUGCUCCGCCACCUUCACUGUCAACAGGAAGCCUCGUUUCACGAAGAGUCUGAUCGACAUGACGGUGGACGCUGGGCAGACGCUGAAGCUGGACGUGGAGGUGGAGGGAUGCCCCGAGCCCAAGGUCAAGUGGUUCAAGGACGGGAAGGAAGUCAAUACUGAUGCCAGGAUUAAGAUCGAGAGAGAUACUAAGAGAUUGGAGAACUAUCACCUAUCAGUGACUCUGGUGAAGGAGGAAGAUGGCGGUGACUACGAGGUCAGAGCCGAAAACGAGUUUGGUAGUGUCUCUUCUAAGAGCACGGUCACCGUACACACUCGCGAGAUUCAUUCGACGUUGAAUAAAGAAGCGAUUAUCGAAAGUGAAGUAGACGACGAAAGCAAAAAAUCGAAAAAGGCUCUAGAAGACGAUGUGGACAAAGGAAAUAAAAAGUCAGGCAAGUUAGCCAAAGCGGAGACUGUAGAAGAAAAAUCUAUAUGGGAUGAUGACGAAGAUGGUAAAGCUAAAAAAUCAAGUGUUGAUGACGUAGAUGCAUCACCCAAGUCAGCUAAGAAAUCGCUCACAGAACCAGAGGUUGCUGAAGAAAAGUCAUUCUGGGAUGAUAACGAUGACGACAAAAAAUCCAAAAAAGCUUCCGUUGAAGAGGUAGAUUCAAAGCCAACUAAAGGGAGGAAAUCUAUCACAGAACCUGUGGUUGCUGAAGAAAAGUCUUUCUGGGACGAUGCAGAUGAAGAUAAAAAAUCCAAGAAGCCGUCAGUUGAUGAAGUAGAGGCAAAACCAGGUAAAGGAAAGAAAUCUGUCACUGAACCUGAAGUAGCUGAGGAAAAGUCUUUCUGGGAUGACGCAGAGGACGAUAAACAAUCUAAAAAGGUAUCCAUUGAAGAAGUAGAAUCGAAACCGGGUAAAGGAAAGAAAUCCGCCACUGUACCUGAGGUAGCGGAGGAGAAGUCGUUCUGGGAUGAUGCUGGUGAUGGAAAAACUAAACAACCUAUUGUAGAAGAACCCGAUACACCAAUUAGUAACAAAGCGAGGAAGUCCGUUACUGAACCCGAAGUAGCUGAAGAAAAAUCAUUCUGGGAUGACGUACAGGAUAAACCGAGCAAACCAACAAUUGAAGAAAUCGACUCGACACCUACUGAUAUGGGAAAGAAAUCAUUCUCAGAGCCAGAAACAGUAGAAGAGAAAUCAUUCUGGGAUGAAAACCACAAUGAACAAAACAAGAAACCUGUCGUGGAAGAGGUUCUUACCAAGAAAGACGCGGGAGAGAAAAGUGCCACUAAACCUGAGUCGAUAGAAGAGGUCCCCAUCGCCGACGAACUGAAGUCACCCAAGCGUAAAUCCGUUAAAAAACAAUCCCUUGAAGAACCAUUAAGUGCUGGAACAGAAGGCCGAGUUUUCGAAACGGUAACUACGUUCAAGACAGGCGAAGACGGUGCUAUUAUAAUGUCUAAAGUCAGCAGCACUCGGUCUCACGGCGCUAUUAUCACAGGUCCGGCCGAAACACACACUUUACACAAAAUGACGUCAAAAUCACUUUAUUACGAUGAUGAUGACUUUUUCGGCGGCAGAAGGUUAAUACAGCCAAACAAACCACACACGACUUCUUUGGAAGUCGAAGAAAUUGCUAGCCACAGUUAUUUCUUGACGGAGAUGGGCCAUUAUACCAUACCGGAUCAUGUCAGGCGAGGUACCUAUGGUAUUAUUGAAGAACCACAAACAGACUCGGAGGCUGAUGCUGGAUCACGAUGUGGAAAGAUGGGAGCGAGCCGAACUGUGUCUAUCAUGUCAGUCUCGGAGGAUGAGAUGAGCUGGCAAAACGAACCUCUCUCUAGAGAGAUAUCGAUCGAAGACUUGUCGAAGUCUAUAUUCGACAUUGACGAAACCAGAAAAGUGUUUAGCAAAGACUCGUACGUUCGCCAAACUUCUUUCAAAGAAGAUUACAUCAUUGGUGAAGAUGAAGAAGAGUCUUUGAUUUUAAAAGAAAAGUCGCAAAAGGUAUUCGAGAAUGACAUCACAGAGAAACUCAUACACAUUUCGAAGGAAUUCGACGAAAACGAAUACAAAUCCGUCGACAAAAAGAUAGAUAACGUUAAAAAUAGAAUCAUAGAAGAACUAGUAUUAGCGCCCAUGAAGAACUUCGAUAACAUUACGAAAGAUGUAACGGAGACUACUGUUGAGAGGAAGAGAAAGAAUGAAACCAAGCUAUUUAGUUUGGAGGAGGAGGUGGAUGACGAGGUAGAAGCCCUACUGAGACGAAGCCAGAGACAGAGGAGCAUACUAGAUGAUAUCCUAAAUGUGGAAGAUGAAAAAGCACCACCCACAGUCAAAGGCGGCAGUAUGAAGGACGGGCACGCAUACGAGUCCCUACCUCUAGUUUACUCAGUAGAAGUCUCCGGUACCCCGAAACCUACGAUUCGUUGGCUGCACGACGGCAAGGAAGUGAAGCCAUGCGGCAGGGUCCACAUCACCAAUGAUGGAGAUCUGUUCAAGUUAGAGAUUGACAGCGUUCAGAUGAAGGAUGCUGGUAAAUGGCAGUGUGAGAUCGUCAACGAUCUUGGAAAACAAGUGCAAACCGCUCAACUGUCUGUGUCACCGGAGUCCGAGCUCCGCAAGCCAAAGUUCACGAGUCCCCUGGAAGCCCAGCGCGUGCUGCAGAAGGAGCCGGUGUCGCUGCGGGCGGUGUGCACGGCCGACCCGCGGCCGCACGUGGCGUGGCUGCUCAAUGGGGUCGAGCUCGCGCCCAGCGCCACCGUCGUCACCUCCGCUGAUACCAAGGAUCUAGAUCAUGGACUCAAGGAAUGCACCUUUACUCUGCAAAUUCCUACUGGUCGUCACACGGACACUGGUGAGUACACGAUCCAGGCUACGAACAAGUACGGAGUGGGAGAGAGUUCCGCGCGCCUCGACAUCUUGCUGCGACCUGAGAUUGAAGGUCUGAAGGAUGUCACCGCAGUGCCCUUCGAAGAAACCACCUUCAUCGCCAACGUUAGGGCCAACCCUAUCGCUGAGGUCAAGUGGCACAAAGACGGCUACGUGAUUCAGCCAUCGUCUCGCUACGACAUAGUGGAGGACCUGGCUAACGAGAAGUACCAGCUGACUGUCAAGAAGGUAGGAGUGGAUGAUGGAGGAGUCUAUACUCUGGUCGCCAAGAAUGAGGUCGGGGAGACCUCGCAGCAGGCCAAGCUUAUUGUGCAUACCGGAGCGCCAGUAUUCACGAAGCCUCUCCAGAAGCAAUCAGUGAAGGACUACGACGACUGUACCCUGAAGGUCCGCUGUGACGGAGUGCCCAAACCGGACGUGGAGUGGUACAGGGAGGGGACACUCGUGGCCAACGACGACCGACAUACCGUCACUACUGAGGUCGGGGGACAGGUCGACAGCGAACUCGACAUCAAGCACUUCAAUGCUAGCGAUGCGGGCAAGUACAAGGUCCGCGCAGUGAGCCUGGCCGGCGAGGCAGUCUGCGAGGCCGUCAUCACGCUGGAGCAGAAGUCCCCCGGCUUCACUCACAAACUCGACAGACAGAAGGAUGUCGACGAGGGAGACCUGCUCGAACUCAAGGCCAAGCUCGAUGGCAGCCCCAUUCCUACUGCUAAAUGGUUCAAGGACGGCGCCCCGCUGUCUCCGGACGACGCCCGCGUCCAACAGACUGCCCUGCCGGACGGUACUGUCAAACUGAGCAUCGAACACGUGACCCCGGCGGACUGCGGCGCGUACAAACUCGUCAUCUCCAACCCUCACGGAGACAGCUCCGCGCUCUGUGCUGUCGCCGUCAACCCUACCCCUAGGAAGCCGUCAUUCAGCCAAGAGUUGGAAGACGUGAAGGCAGUGGUCGGACAACCACUCAAGUUGGAAGCCAGGGUCAUGGCAUUCCCUGCGCCGGAGAUCAAGUGGUUCAAGGAUGGUCUCCCAGUCCGUCCGUCGCAGGCGGUGAACUUCGUGAACCAGCCGGGCGGACUGGUCGGACUCAGCAUCGACUGCUGCAAGCCCGAGGAUGCUGGGAACUAUGAACUUACUGUCACCAACAAGCUCGGAGAAGUUGCCUCUAAAGCCAAGGUGGAAGUAGGUCAGAAGGAGCGCAAGCCUGCGUUCAUUGCUGAGCUGCAGCCCACUAAGGUCAUUGAAGGGUUCCCCGUCAAGUUGGAGGUCAAGAUCCUUGGACACCCACAGCCUACGCUUAAAUGGACCCACAACGGCAAAGAGAUAGUCCCCGACGGGCAGCACGUCCGCGUAGUGUCUGCGGCGGACGGGAGCCACGCGCUGCUCAUCGACCGCGCCGCCGCGCCCGACGCCGGACAGUACGGGGUCGUCGCCGCCAACCACAAGGGGGAGACGGCCAGCACUGCUGACCUUACUGUCGCUAGUCGUACGGACGACUCGACCCCCCAAGAACGUCCCCGCUUCAUCCACGGUCUGCGUGAUCUGACCGCGGAGGAGGGCCAGCCCCUGUCGGUGUCGGUGCCAUUCGUCGGAAACCCGGUGCCUGAAGUCACCUGGACCAAGGACGGAGUGCCGCUCAAACCUAACGAGAAGAUACGGUUGACUUGUGAUGGAAAGAGGGUUGGCUUGGAGAUCAGUUCGAUGGAGUUGCCAGACGCGGGCGUGUACUCUAUAAAGUUGGUGAACCCCCUGGGGGAGGACUCCUCCGAUGGCAACAUCAAUGUACGCAAGGUCUACUCCGCACCUACCUUCUCACAGAAAUUCACCGAUCUGCAGCAGCUACCAACAUUCGACGCGAAGUUCCCGGCGCGAGUGUUCGGCAUCCCGUUCCCGGAGAUAUCGUGGUACAAGGACGGCGCCCUGCUGCGGCCCAGCGACAAGUACAGCAUGAAGCGAGACGGCGACGCGGCCUGUCUCUACGUCCGCGACCUGGCGCCGGCCGACGCCGGCCGCUACCAGUGCGUCGCCAGGAACAGGGAGGGACAGGCUACUUGCGAGGCCAAUCUGGAGGUCGUUGAUAAGAUAGCCCGCAAACAGAAGGUGGAGCCGCCAGAGUUCCUGAAGAAGAUCGGCGACAUCGAGGUGUUCCGCGGCAUGAGUGCCAAGUUCACUGCCUGCGCCACCGGGACACCAGAGCCCGACGUCGAGUGGUACCGUAACGACGAGCGUCUGUUCCCCUGCGAGAGGAUCCGCAUGGACAAGGAGACCACUGGCCUGCUCCGGCUCACCAUCGGCGGCGUGGCCCCCUCCGACGUGGGCACGUACCGCUGCAGGAUAUACAACGCGCACGGGGACGCGACCUGCUCCGCGGAACUCACUUAUGACACCCUGGAGCCUCAUACCAGUAAGCGUCCAAUAGGCGACCAGUACUCGGACUUCGACAAGAUGAAGAAGACUGGUAUCCCCAUGCCCCUGGCAGACAGACCCAUCAUCAAUCGCAUGGCAGACAGACACCUCACGCUCGGCUGGAAGCCUUCCAUACCGCAUGGACCCAGGUUCCCUGUCACUUACCAGGUGGAGAUGUGCGAGGUCCCGGACGGGGACUGGUUCACGGCGCGGACAGGGCUCCGCUCGUGUGUCUGCGACAUCCGGAACCUCGAGCCCUUCAGGGACUACAAGUUCCGCAUCCGGGUCGAGAACAAAUAUGGAGUCAGCGACCCUUCCCCCUUCGCCAUCACACAUCGCUCCAAACUGGAGCCUGACCCACCCAAAUUCAUCCCGUACUUGGAACCUGGCAUUGACUUUAGACCAGAGACCUCCCCCUACUUCCCUAAAGACUUCGACAUAGAGCGUCCCCCCCAUGACGGCUACGCGCAGGCCCCCAAAUUCCUCCGCCAGGAGACGGACUCCCAGUACGGUGUGAAGGGACACAACGUGAACCUAUUCUGGUUCGUGUACGGGUAUCCUAAACCCAAGAUGACGUACUACUUCAACGACGAGCCCAUUGACAUCGGGGGCCGGUACGACUGGAGCUACACCAGGAACGGACAGGCCACGCUGUUUAUUAACAAGAUGUUAGAGCGCGACGCAGGUUGGUACGAGGCCGUAGCGACCAACGAGCACGGACAGGCUCGACAGAGGGUCCGCCUGGAGGUGGCGGAGUACCCCCAGUUCAUCCGACGACCUGAGGAACUGGUGCUGCUGCAGAGGCAUACUGGCAGGCUGGAGGCCAGGGUCACUGGGGUGCCCUACCCUGACAUCAAGUGGUACAAGGACUGGCAGCCACUCGCACCUAGUGCCAGGAUCAAGAUCCAAUUCAUCGAGCCAGACAUCUGCCAACUGGUGCUCCACGACGCCAUCCUGAAAGACGAGGGUCUGUACUCCAUCUCCGCGCGCAACGUGGCCGGCUCCGUCAGCUCGUCCGCCAUGAUAUAUGUAGAGGAGUCCGAGCACGAGUACAGUGACAGGAUCCGCGAGCACCCCCCGCGUAUAAAGGCGAGCACGAAGCCGUUCGGAGACUUCUACGACCUCGGAGACGAACUCGGCAGGGGAGUGCAGGGAGUCGUCUACCAUGCUGCGGAGAGACUCACUGGUCGCAACUACGCCGCCAAGAUAAUGCACGGCCACUCCGCCUUGAAGCCCUUCAUGAAGAACGAGCUGGACAUCCUGAACAUCCUCAACGACCGGCACCUGGUGCGCCUGCACGACGCCUACGAGCACGACCACACCCUGGCACUGGUCCUGGACCUGGCCGCCGGCGGCGAGCUCGUCCGGGACAGGCUGCUCCGGCAUCAGUUCUAUACCGAGAGGGACAUCGCCGGGUACAUUCGACAAGUACUGCGCGGACUCAAGUACAUGCACGAUAACAGCGUCGCGCAUCUUGGACUUACGAUCGGCGAGUUGGUCCUGUCCCACGCGGGCAGCGACGAGCUGAAGUUGUGCGACUUCGGUCUGUCGCGUCGCAUUCAGUUCAACAAGCACGCCAGCCUCGACUACGGCAUGCCGGAGUUCGUGGCGCCCGAGGUCGCCGCAGGGGAGGGCGUGUCCUUCGCCGCCGACCUCUGGAGUCUCGGCAUCAUCACAUACAUACUCCUCAGUGGACACUCUCCCUUCCGUGGCGUCAACGACCGCGAGACCUUGACACGUAUCCGUGAAGGUCGCUGGGACUGGCACGACGAAGAGUGGUGGUCCCGUCUCAGUACUGAGUCCAGGGACUUCAUCUCGAAGUUGUUGAUCUACAACUGGCACGAACGUAUCGAUGUCAACACCGCCCUGUCUCAUCCUUGGCUGACCCUCGCUGACAAGAUCUACCAGGAGGAGUACCAGAUCACCACUGACAGGCUCAGGAACUACUACAACUUGUACAGGGACUGGACCAGCAACGCACAAUGUCGCACGUGGUUCCGUCGCAAGCCACUCAGCGGGGCCUACGAGCAUCCCUCCAAGAUGGUCUACCCGCCUGGAGAAACUUACACACCGGAAGACACCCCCGACCGCGACCGCGCCCCGCACGAGCGCGAGCCCGGCCAGCACGACAUCAACUUCAAGCAGUGGGACCAUCCUGACUGGGAGGUCUCCGCCAAGUCCGAGAGCCACUACCAGAACGGUCCAGACACAUACCUGCUCCAGCUCCGCGACACCCAGUUCCCGGUGCGACUGCGCGAGUAUAUGAAGGUCGCGUGUGAUCGCUCGCCUGGGUACAGCCUCAACGUAUUCGAUACAUAUGACCCCAGGACUCCCAUCAUCCGUGAGAGACGUCGUUUCACCGACAUUAUGGACGAAGAAAUCGACGACGAGCGCCGCGAGAGGAUCAACAACUACGGCACCGAGUCAUACACCAUCCGUAGACUCAGACAUGAACUCGGCACCAGACUCGACUCGUACGCUGAGGCACAGGCACUCAUGGAGUCCAAGAAAGAUGGACAACUGCCAUUCUUCAGGGAGAAGCCACAACUCCUCCCCGUCAGGGAGGGAGAGAACGCACAGCUGUCCUGCUUCGCUGUCGGUGACCCUAAACCAACCAUCCAGUGGUUCAAGAACGACAUGGUCAUCGCUGAGGGACAACGCAUUAAGAUCAUUGAAGAUGACGAGGGUAGAUCUACGCUGAAGUUCGAACCCGCCAAGCAUCAUGACAUCGGCUUCUACAAGGUCGUGGCCAGGAACAAGGUGGGCCAGACCGUCGCCCGGACCAGGAUCGUAGAGGCCACGACCCCGGACGCCCCGGACAGCCCCAGUGCCGCCGAGGUGUCGGACACGGAGGUCCUGCUCCGCUGGAAGCAGCCCAAGUACGACGGCAACUCGCCCGUCAUCUGCUACAGUCUGCAGUACAAGGCGGGCGACAGUGUGGAGUGGCGCGAUGUCGCCAGCAACAUUGACCACGAGUUCUUCGUCGUCCGCGACCUCAGCCCCGACACCAGCUACCAGUUCCGGCUCUCCUCCCGCAACAGGAUCGGAUGGAGCGACAAGGGCAUCCCUACACACUUAGUCAAGACCAAACAAUCUGGUGCACCUAAAAUCGAAGUCACCAAAGCUAUGAAACACCUUCAACAGAUCACAGAAUCUGGACAGGAAGUCAAUCUAGAGGAGAACAGACCCAAGCUGGACUAUUCCUUGGAGGAUAGACCAGUCGAGUGGGAGUCAUCUCAGCAGUUCACAGAGCGUUACAGCUUCGUCUCAGAGUUGUGGCGAGGCAAGUUCUCGAUCGUUGUGAAGGGCAUCGACCGCGCGAAUGAUAAUGUUGUAGUGUCAAAGAUCCUGGAGAACAGACCAGAUACUGAAGUACAGAUCCAGAGGGAGUUCGAGUGCCUGAGGAGGUUGCGACACGAGAGGAUAUCGAACCUAAUAGCUGCGUACCAGGCGCCUGGCUCCUCGGUGUCAGCGUUCAUCUUGGAGAAGCUGCAGGGCGCAGACAUCCUCACGUACCUGUCGAGUCGCCACGACUACACGGAGCAGAUGGUGGCCACCAUAGUAACACAGAUCCUGGACGGACUCCAGUACUUGCACUGGCGUGGCUACUGCCACCUGGACCUGCAGCCUGACAACGUGGUGAUGGCGUCCGUCAGGUCCAUCCAGGUCAAACUCAUUGACUUCGGCUCCGCACACAAAGUCACCAAGUUAGGAACCAGUGUACCACAAGUAGGCGACCUGGAAUACAAAGCCCCGGAGAUCAUAAAUGACGAGCCUGCCUACCCACAAACAGACAUCUGGUCAGUGGGUGUCCUCACCUACAUAAUGUUGUCCGGCGUGUCGCCCUUCAAGGGAGCUGAUGACGCAGAGACCAAGCAGAACAUCUCCUUCGUACGGUUCCGGUUUGAACACCUCUACAAGGAAAUCACACAGGAGGCGACUAGGUUCCUGAUGUUCCUGUUCAAGAAGGUUCCCCUGAAGCGGCCGCUGGCGGAGGAGUGCUACGAGCAUCGGUGGCUCACUCAAAGCGACUUCAUGAACAAGAAGAGGGAGAGGGCCGUCUUCCUAGGCAACAGACUGAAGGAGUUCUCGGAGUCGUACCACGAGCGCAAGGCGCGCGAGGCGUCGCAGGCGGACACCGUGUCGGCCGCCUUCGGGGGCGCGCGCCGCCUCGUGCGCUCCACCAGCAUACAGGACGAACUGCUCACCACCUUCAACACGCACUGACCACGCCUUCGACACACAUCACUGUCCACACGCUCAGACCUGUUAUUUCUAAAUUGUUCAUGUGUUAGCUCAAUCGAAACAUUAUUAAGGUCCCUUCAAACACUAAACUAAGGGUUACAAGGAGCCUUAAAUCAAUCAUGUUUAAGUCCCAUAGAUUUUUUAUACGCGAUUUUUACUAGUAAAUCUGGACUUAAACCUGAUUCCAUAGGCUCCUUCUCCAUAAAUUUUGGCACUUCCAAGUGUGUCGCAAACAUCGUUCACUAAGUUUCAUGUACAUUAAUAUCAUCCAAACGAAAAUCUAGUCAUAAAGGAAAUGUUACGACGGUUUUGUUACUGUUAAGCUAUUUAUUGUAUACAAAUUUUUACUAUUUAUUUAUUAUUUAUACUAAUUGGUAUAUUAAUGCUCCAGUAUUAAUUACACUUAAUAA
Molecule: messenger RNA, 19674 nt
Organism: Spodoptera litura
Lineage: Eukaryota; Metazoa; Arthropoda; Insecta; Lepidoptera; Noctuidae
Gene: Obsc
Product: Obscurin
Biological process (GO): protein phosphorylation
Molecular function (GO): protein kinase activity; guanyl-nucleotide exchange factor activity; ATP binding
Source: RefSeq, a predicted model, not a curated record